AUGGCGGAUUACGAUCUAACAACUCAAAUAGCACAUUUUCUGGAUCGACAUUUGGUUUUUCCUCUCUUAGAGUUCCUCACUGUGAAAGAGAUUUACAAUGAAAAGGAGCUGCUCCAGGGGAAGCUGGACCUGCUCAGCGACACUAACAUGGUGGACUUUGCCAUGGAUGUGUAUAAGAACCUGUACCCGGAUAAAGACAUUCCAACCACUCUGAAGGAGAAGAGAACCACGGUUGUGGCGCAGCUGAAGCAGCUCCAGUCAGAGACCGAGCCCAUCGUGAAGAUGUUUGAGGAUCCAGAAACAACUCGACAGAUGCAGUCCACGAGAGACGGGAGGAUGCUGUUCGAGUACCUGUCAGAAAAACACAAUUUCCGUCAGGAAUACUUGGAUACUCUUUACAGAUACGCCAAGUUCCAGUACGAGUGCGGGAACUACUCCGGAGCUGCCGAAUACCUCUACUUCUUCCGUGUUUUGGUGCCCUCCACGGACAGAAACGCCCUGAGCUCUCUCUGGGGGAAACUGGCCUCCGAGAUCCUGAUGCAGAACUGGGAAGCAGCGAUGGAAGACCUGACCCGACUGAGAGAAACCAUCGACAACAACUCGGUCAGCUCGCCGCUCCAGUCGCUGCAGCAGAGGACGUGGCUCAUUCACUGGUCUCUGUUUGUCUUCUUUAAUCACCCCAAAGGCAGAGACAACAUUAUCGAGCUCUUCCUCUACCAGCCUCAGUAUCUCAAUGCCAUUCAGACCAUGUGCCCACACAUCCUGCGAUACCUCACUACCGCUGUCAUUACCAACAAAGACGUGAGGAAGAGGAGGCAAGUGCUGAAGGACCUUGUCAAGGUCAUUCAACAGGAGUCUUACACGUACAAAGACCCCAUCACAGAGUUCGUGGAGUGUCUGUACGUGAACUUUGAUUUCGACAGCGCUCAGAAGAAGCUCAGAGAGUGCGAGUCGGUUUUGGUGAACGACUUCUUCCUCGUGGCGUGUCUCGAAGAUUUCAUUGAAAACGCUCGACUUUUCAUCUUUGAGACGUUUUGCCGAAUUCACCAGUGCAUCAGCAUCAGCAUGCUCGCUGACAAGCUCAACAUGACGCCAGAUGAGGCGGAGCGCUGGAUCGUGAACCUGAUCCGGAACGCUCGACUCGACGCUAAGAUCGACUCCAAACUGGUGAGAGGCUCCUCCUGCAGGGGCUAG
Knipowitschia caucasica is the source of this 1194-nucleotide messenger RNA. The record is from the annotation of a GenBank genome assembly. NCBI's taxonomy places the organism in Eukaryota, Metazoa, Chordata, Actinopteri, Gobiiformes, Gobiidae.